Messenger RNA from Mercenaria mercenaria, 1088 nucleotides. RefSeq lists its product as uncharacterized. Lineage: Eukaryota; Metazoa; Mollusca; Bivalvia; Venerida; Veneridae. Bases 131 to 868 code for a protein of 245 amino acids. The transcript has 4 exons. The record is from RefSeq and is a predicted model, not a curated record.
UAAUACUUCAGUUACUUGUUUUUACUUUGAGCGAAAUAUUUCUGUUUUCUUGAUAUAGUGCGCAAUAUAUAACUUAUACGUUUACAUGAAAAUAUAAAACAAAGUAAUAAUCUAAUGUACUGCUAAGGACAUGAAAUUUCUAAUGUUGAUCACAGUAGCAGUUGUGUGGCUAAGAUGUACGGAUGCUGAAUGUCCAGAUACAGUACAUCCUGGAAUCAAAGGUUUUGGACCAGACUGUAAAUAUAGAUGUAACUGUAAGAACAAGGUCCAGUGUGACGAGGUAACUGGCGAUUGUCAAAAUGGUUGCUUGUUUGGAUGGAUGGGACCAGGAUGCCAAUACCGGAAUCUUGUAACCGCAUCCAUUGGUACUGAACAGUAUUAUAGAGCGGUUGACGAAACCCACUGGGCAAAUAGAGCAAUAGAUGGAGAUGUGAACACAUGCAGCAGUACAGACUCUCGACGAUUUGGAGACCCAACACAACAAUGGUGGCGUCUUGAAUUAUCGACUGAGUUUUAUAUCGUUGGAUUAGUCAUCAAGAUUCGGGACUCAGAUAAAGCAAAUUUCCGUGGAUUCUUUGUAGAAAUAGGAAACACUACCAAUAACUAUGAUGUCUGCUAUCAACACGCAGCCGGUACCGACGGAGAAGUUGUUAUGAAUGUGAAUUGUGUUAGACCAAUUAUUGGCAAAAUAGUGGAAAUCAAACUAGAAGAAAAUAUACCACAGCCUUUAGUUCUGUGUGAAGUAGAACUAUUUGGAGGUUUGGUUUUAUUUGUUUUAGCAAGCAUUUGGGAAGAAAUAAGCGAAUCGAAGCAUCUAGCUUUCCUCGUGGUGAAAGUAUUGCUGUGGGUGCCAUUUAUUUCGAAAUAAUACUAGAGUUCUUUAUUAAAUUAACGCAGCUGUACUUUCAGCUUUAUUUUUCAUUACACUACUUAGAUCAAAGCUCAACGAACAACAUCAUCAAAAUAAUACAUUUUAUUCCUGGAUGAAAAUUUCUCAAAAAAUCAAUCGUGUCUUGUAUUAUGAGUUUAGACUUUGCCUAUUCAAAAUGUUUUAGUUUUAAGGUAAUUUAAUGUUAUGUUGAUAUCAA